AUGACGAGUUCUCAGCUUCCCCUUGGACCCGUAUGCGUCUCUGGAAAUUCCACCAAAGAUUUUCGGACAACCAUUAAGACACCACCACCGAAACGCAGACGUGUAAUAGACUUACCAGAGAUUCAUACAACGGGUGAUCUGACGAUCACUAAUGAAAAACACGGAGCAAAACUACAGUUCGAAGUUUUACAGAUCUUGCUGCCAUUGACCAAUGAAGAUUCACAAGUUGGAGAAACUGACAAUCAGCACAACUGUCUGAUUGGACGAGAUGCUCAAACUGAAACUCCAGAUGAAUUUGAAAGAAUGUCACUUCUACUCUAUGGGACUCAGCGAGCCAAACGCGUCACAGAAUUGGAAGUCUCUGUAUGAAACAGUCGAAGGCAGAACUAGAGCUGGCUAAUGAUCGUUUAAAGCUGGCUUUGUUGACUGUUGAGAAGUAUAGUUCAAAUAAGGCUGCGUUUCUAUUUUACACUGGGUUAUAUUAUGAGCAAUUUAGUGUUUUCUUGAAAUUUCUGAUUCCCGAAGCUUACAGCUUAAAAAUAUGACAAGGCAGUAAUGCAGAGAAGAACGUCAAAAGUAGAUCAGGGUUCAAACAUAGUAACCAACGAUAUUGAAUCCUGAAAAUCAAUUGUUUUGAACACUGAUUUGGUUACUAUGUGGAUUCUUGCUGAAAGAUCUGAGUGAGUAAUUGUUUCAGCAUCACUGAAGGUUACACAUCUAUGAUUAUUGUCACAUGGAUAGAAUCGGGGUCAUGUACAAAAAAUUCAAGCAACUCAACAUAUUUCCUUCUCGUGAAACUAUGAAAAAAUGGAUUAUCAAAAGUUUUGAAGAGAUUCAAAAAUAUACGAGUAAUCUUGGAUGGGUUUGAAGUCACGACGCAAAAACCGAAAGAUUACAGAGAGCCGGGAAAUGCAUAUUCUUCUUACUGAGCUCAAAAUGCUUUCAAAUUUUUGGUUGGAGUCGUUUUUUUCUGGUGAAAUUUGCUUGCUGUCAAGUGCUUUUGAAGGUAGUAUCAGUGAUUGAGAAAUUUGUGAAAAAAGCAAUUCCUUUGAUUUUUUGAACAAAGAUGACUUAGUAAUGGCAGAAGGUGGAUUUAAUAUCAGUAAUCUUUGUGUUGCUAAGAUCUGUUGAAUUGUCAUUCCACAUCUUUUAAAAGGCAGAGAAAUGUUAACCAAAGAAGAGGUUACAUCAACAAGAUAUAUUGCGUCGGCUCGAAUCCAUGUUGAAAGAAGAAUCGGAAGAAGCAAGCAACACAGGAUUUUGCAGAAGACUUUGCCAAAAUCUCUUAUCCCCAUCAUAUGACAAAUGGUAUUCGCGAUAAAAAUAUUAGUAAAUUCCCAAGAACCUUUUGUUCAGUAAGAGUAAAAGUAUUAUAGGGUGAGUGUGCUAACGAAUUAAUGUCUUUGCAACUAAAUAUUUGUGACUUUCAUUAGAUGUUUAUUAUGAAACUACCCUAUCAUAUGCUAAAGAUUCAGAUACCAUUCGUUCAUUCGUACACUCACUCUAUGGGCCGAUAGAUGAUAUAUUUAUUCAUUUAACUAUUUUUUUGAGUCGAGUUAUGAAAAAUUGUAUGACGGGUGUAUGUACGCACAAGUGAAAUCUCUGGGUAUGAAAUUGACUAGAGUAGGAUCUGUAUGUUUCUAAUCGCGGAAUUAUGUGAUAUGCGACUUUAAAAUUUAUUUGUAAUUCGUUUGCAAUCAUACUUCAAACUUAAUUUUCCAAAAAAUAUGGGUAAUCCUGAACUUGAAGUGUGUUGCUUAUACGGCCGCGAAAUAUCACAUAAAAUAUGAAAUUACCAACAUAUGAUGUAUGAAAGCAAAAUAUAAGAAUAAAAAUUGUGAUAUUACUGUA
Molecule: messenger RNA, 1851 nt
Organism: Athalia rosae (coleseed sawfly)
Lineage: Eukaryota; Metazoa; Arthropoda; Insecta; Hymenoptera; Athaliidae
Exons: 5
Coding region: 1-369 (122 amino acids)
Source: RefSeq, a predicted model, not a curated record